Molecule: messenger RNA, 3561 nt
Organism: Stereum hirsutum FP-91666 SS1
Lineage: Eukaryota; Fungi; Basidiomycota; Agaricomycetes; Russulales; Stereaceae
Product: FACT complex subunit SPT16
Exons: 18
Coding region: 35-3253 (1072 amino acids)
Biological process (GO): transcription elongation by RNA polymerase II; positive regulation of transcription elongation by RNA polymerase II
Cellular component (GO): FACT complex
Molecular function (GO): nucleosome binding
Source: RefSeq, a predicted model, not a curated record
AGCUUCCCUUCCUCUUCUCCUUUACGACCUACUCAUGGCUGAGCAGGCAAAAGUGCAGCUCAACGCGGAACUCUUUAACUCACGACUCAAGCAUCUAAUUGAGUCCUGGACAAGGGCCGGAAAGAACGAUGACUAUAGCUCGAUAGCUGACGUGGAUGGCAUCUUUGUUGCUGCUGGUGACCCUGCCGGAGAGGAUGAGCCUGUGAAAAAGGGGGCGGCGUUCCAGACAUGGCUCUUAGGGUAUGAAUUCCCAGCCACUUUCUUGCUUUUCUCUAAGGAAAAGCUCUCGAUCCUGUGCUCGGCGUCGAAAGCACGCAUCCUCGACCAGCUCACGAAGCAUAAAACGUUCAUUCCCGUGGAGAUCUUUGCUCAGGCCAAAGCAAAGGAGCCCACGAAUGAUGCUAUGCCCAGAUUUUUGGCCGAAUACACAUCACAUUCUCGUGUCGGGACCAUCAUCAAGGAGACGCCGACUGGAAAGCUCGUGGAUGAGUGGAAUAAGGCCCUUAACGCGUCGGCAAAGAAGCCGGAGGUGAACGACGCCACACCUUCGGUCUCCUCAGUGAUGGCGGUCAAGGACGAAGAAGAAUUGAAAGCGACGCGGAUAGCUGCGAGCCUCACAUCCACCUUACUUACGCAUCACAUUGCCCUCAAACUCGAGCAAAUCUUGGACCGUGAGACCAAGAUUACGCACGAACAGUUCGCUUCGCAGAUCGAGGCUCGGUUAGGGUAUGGCGAAGGAGACAACGCGAAGGGGCCGGAUAUGAAGGUGUGGAGCAAGGGACGUGGACUAAACGAGGUGGACUGGCAAUCCACAGAAUUCUGUUAUUCCCCAAUCAUUCAAUCACGAGCUACAAAAUCGGGCUACGACCUGAAAACCACAGCAGAAUCCUCGGAAGACAACAUGUCGCACAAAGGCGUCUUUUUGGUGUCCGUUGGAAUGCGUCACAAAGCCUACUGUGCAAAUGUUGGUCGGACACUUAUCGUCGAUCCCGAUAAGGAACAAGAAUCUAUCUACCAUCUAUUGCUGAAUCUUCAAACGGACCUGCUUUCGAAGAUGAAGGACGGGGCAGUCAUUCGGGACAUCUACCAUCACGCUCUUUCCUACAUCAAGAAGCAGAAACCUGAGCUCGAGAAGCACUUCGUCAAGAAUCUUGGUUUUGGCAUGGGUAUCGAGUUCCGCGACUCGGCCUAUCUUUUGAGCCCUAAAAACGGUCGUCAGCUCAAGACGAACAUGAUCUUCAACCUCUCUCUUGGGUUCUCUGACCUUGAAGACCACGAGAAGAAGAAGUAUGCUCUGCAGCUGAACGAUACCAUCAAGAUCGGACAGGACAAGUCCAUCUGUUUGACCGAAGGCGUCAAAGCCGCAAAAGACACUCUUUUCUUCCUCAGCGAGCCUGACGAGCCUAAGCCCGCCAAAAAAGCGCCAGCCAAACCUGUCACCAAUGGCAGUUCGCCCAUGAAGAACAAGACCGCCGGAGGAAAAGUGUUGAGAAAUAAGACGCGUAGCGCUGCCCAACAGGAGGUAUUGCAAACGGCCGCAGCGAGGAUCCACGAGCAUCAGAGGGAGCUUCACGAGCAGCUGCAAACGAAUGGACUCGCGAAGUACUCAGAGGAGGGAGAUGGGACAAGCGGGAAGGAGGGCAAGUCGUGGAAGAGAUUCCAGAGUUACAAGGGCGAGGCUGCGUUACCGAAGGAGACAGAGAGUCUACGGAUAUUUGUCGACCGCAAGGCGCAGACCGUCAUCUUGCCCAUUCAUGGAUUCGCCGUUCCGUUUCACAUCAACACGAUCAAGAACGUCAGCAAGAACGAGGAGGGCGAGUUCACGUUCAUUCGUGUCAACUUCCAAACUCCCGGUCAACUCGCCGGGAAGAAGGAAGAUACGCCUUUUGAGGACCCAGACGCCACCUUUAUCCGCUCGAUCACGUACAAGUCGAGCGAUGGUCAUCGGUUCGACAGCGUUACGAAGCAGAUAACGGACUUGAAAAAGGAGAUGAACAAGCGGGAACAACAGAAGAAGGAGCUUGCGGAUGUCAUCGAACAAGACACGCUGAUCGAGGUGAAGGGCCGGAGGCCACAUAAGCUGCCAGAAGUAUUCGUACGGCCGGCCUUGGACGGAAAACGGUUGCCUGGUGAGGUUGAGAUUCACCAGAACGGUUUGCGCUAUCAAUCGCCCAUGGGGACACAGAAGAUCGAUAUUCUUUUCAGCAAUAUAAAGCAUCUAUUCUUCCAGCCGUGCGACCAUGAGCUGCUUGUCAUUCUCCAUAUUCAUCUGAAAUCGCCUAUCAUGAUUGGAAAGAAGAAAGCUCACGAUGUCCAAUUCUUCCGCGAAGCCUCCGAUGUCCAGUUCGAUGAGACGGGGAACCGGAAACGCAAAUACAGAUAUGGUGACGAGGACGAAAUUGAGAUGGAGCAGCAGGAGCGCAAACGCAGACAGAUGAUGAACAAGGAGUUCAAAGCCUUCUCUGAGAAAAUCGCCGAAGCGUCCACGUCAUCGACUGGCGACACACUCGAACCUGACAUCCCCUUCCGGGAGUUAUCGUUCGAGGGUGUACCCUUCCGCACCAACGUCCGCCUUCAACCCACGACAGAAUGCUUAGUUCACCUUUCGGAUCCUCCUUUCCUUGUCGUCACGUUAUCCGAUAUCGAGAUUGCGUCACUCGAACGUGUCCAAUUCGGUCUGAAGCAAUUUGAUGUUGUGUUCGUCUUCAAGGACUUCACCAAGCCACCGCUGCAUAUCAACUCGAUUCCGAGCUCGCAGCUGGACGAUGUCAAGAACUGGCUGGAUUCAGUGGAUAUUCCGAUGGCGGAGGGCCCCGUUAACUUGAACUGGGGACCUAUUAUGAAAACUAUCAACGACAGUCCUUACGAUUUCUUCCAAACUGGUGGCUGGCACAUUCUUCGGGGAACUGGUGCAGCCGAUAGCGACGAAGAGGAUGAUUCCGAUGAAGAGUCGGUCUUCGAGGCUGGGGAUGUCGAGUCCGAAAGUGAGGAGAGCUCGGACGCAGGGAGCGACUUUGACGACUCGGAUGCCAGUGAGGACGCCAGUGGAUCUGACUUCGACGACGACGAUGAGAGCGAGGGUGAUGAUUGGGACACGCUAGAGAAGAAAGCCGCGAAGUCGGACAAGAAGCGCACCGAGGCUGGUAUCGGUCACGACUCUGACGAUUCAGACGACCGGCCGAAGAAGAAGGCUCCUGCCAAAGGUAAAUCCAAGGCAAACGGCAAGGCGGCUAACGGCAAGGGUAGGCGUUGAACGUUGAGCCUUGCUUUCGUCGUGCAUGGUGUCUGCACUCCUCGUAUCUGUGCGGUUGAGUGCGUGUAUAGUUCUUCCGUUUGUCUAUCUGCGUCCUGCGGCGUCCUGUUCUUGUAUCUCUCUCAGUUGAAGUGCAGUAUCUUCCUUGAAUUUCCGCGUGUAGUAAUGUCGUCGUUGUCGUCAUCGGUUCUUAAGUUCGAGUGUCUGAAUCUGAUCUCAUUCUGCGCAUGGCUACAUCAUCCCCCAUCCUCGGAUGGUUCAUUCAUCAAAUCCACGAUGAUGGGUUGUCCUCCCCAGGCUAUCGCGGC